AAAACUCAAAAAAUGAGUGUACUGACCUGUUGUUGUAGUUUUCCUAUACACACUCCUUCUUACUGUGCCAUCUACUUUCCUUGCCAUAAAGACGUCUAGGAAUGGUAAAGUUGAUUGCUGAAUGGGCAUCCUUAAACUUGCCAAGGAUGUUCAUUGUAUCAAUUUCGUCUUUCAUAACCAGAAAUGUAUCUUUCAUAUAUCGACAGCAGAAAUCCAAGUCAUUAAUUACUCCUUUCAGGGGUCGUUUCUCUAAUUUAGCGAGGAAAAAUUCAGCUAGGAUUAGACCUGAUGAGGAACCCAUGGCUACAACAUCAACUUGUCUGUAAUAUUCCUUAUUGAAUGAGAAAUGGACAUUCAUUGUACAUCUUAAAAUAAGUUCUUUUAAGAUGGAUACAGAAAUGCCGAUGUCU
Trichobilharzia regenti is the source of this 410-nucleotide messenger RNA. The record is from the annotation of a GenBank genome assembly. Lineage: Eukaryota; Metazoa; Platyhelminthes; Trematoda; Strigeidida; Schistosomatidae.